AUGAAAAAAAGAAAUGAUUCUAAGGUGACAGAAUUUGUUCUUCUGGGCCUAUCAUCCUCUUGGGAGCUACAGCUGUUUCUCUUCUUAAUAUUUUUGUUGUUUUACAUUACUAUUGUUUUAGGAAACCUCUUGAUAAUGGUAACAGUGAGAGCUGAUGCUCACCUGCUCCAAUCUCCCAUGUACUAUUUUUUGGGCCAUCUGUCCUUCAUUGACCUAUGCCUGGGCUGUGUUACCGUUCCAAAGAUGCUAGGAGAUUUCCUACAGCAAGCCAAGAUCAUCUCUUUUUCAGGAUGCUUGGCCCAGAUCUACUUUUUGCACUUUCUGGGAGCCAGUGAGAUGUUUCUGCUGACAGUCAUGGCCUAUGAUAGGUAUGUUGCCAUAUGUAAUCCUUUGCACUACUUGACGGUGAUGAAUCGUCAGCUAUGCUUUCAGUUGGUUUUUGCCUGUUGGUGUGGGGGUUUCAUCCACUCUAUCACACAGGUCUCACUGGUCAUACAGAUGCCCUUCUGUGGUCCCAUUGAACUGGACAACUUCUACUGUGAUGUCCCACAGGUCAUCAAGCUAGCAUGCACGGACACAUAUGUAGUAGAGGUACUGAUGGUCUCAAAUAGUGGUCUGCUAUCUCUUGUCUGCUUCUUGGUCUUGCUAUUGUCUUAUGCCAUCAUCCUUGUCACCGUGAGAACUCGCUUCCGUCAGGGCCAGAGCAAGGCACUCUCUACCUGUGCCUCCCACCUAACAGUGGUCAGCCUGAUCUUUGUGCCAUGUGUAUUCAUCUACCUGAGGCCUUUCUGCAGCUUCUCCGUGGAUAAGGUAUUCUCUGUCUUUUACACAGUGAUCACACCUAUGUUGAAUCCUCUCAUCUACACACUCAGAAAUGCUGAAAUGAAGACAGCCAUGAAGAAGCUGAGAAAAACAUGUGGCAUCCUUCUGCCAUAUUAA
Molecule: messenger RNA, 939 nt
Organism: Suricata suricatta (meerkat)
Lineage: Eukaryota; Metazoa; Chordata; Mammalia; Carnivora; Herpestidae
Product: olfactory receptor 4Q3-like
Biological process (GO): G protein-coupled receptor signaling pathway
Cellular component (GO): membrane
Molecular function (GO): G protein-coupled receptor activity; olfactory receptor activity
Source: RefSeq, a predicted model, not a curated record